GUCCGGUUGAGCGUCCGCGAUCGACUCCACUCGUUUCCUACCGCUGCGAAUCCACUCUUUACACUUUUGUUUUUCCACUUUCAUUCGUUCAUGACUAGCUCCCCACAGUGCGAAAGUCCAGCCAGCAUGAAGCUCGCACUCACCCUCCUCCCCGCAUUGGCCGGCCUCACCGUCGCCGAGGAGGUCGUCUCCAUGCUCCUGUGGGCCGUGGAUCGCGAUCAGGACUACGAGGCGUCGAUCGUGGGCCAUGACGCAACAGCAACAACCUACAGCCUCGCCUGCCCCACCUCCGUGCGGGAGUCCGCCUGCUCCAUCGGUCGCGCGGGGAUCACCGCGGAGAUCGUUGACCAGAGCACGUAUGCGUGGUGGCGUCGACAAUAUUCCACUACAUGGGCCUGUACCGCAGAUGGCACGACGGAGGGCGUCUGUCACCGGACGCUGAGCGGCCAAGACCAGGGGAUCAAUAUCUACUUCACAAACUUCCUGUCGGCCACCGUUACCGCCGGGGCGGUCACCGGCGGGAGCGGGCGGGUUUCUGAGACAGCGAGCGCGACGAGCACUACCCUGGCGCAUGCGAGCCUGUCAACGGAGACGGCUAGUGCAUUCCAGGAGUCGACGAGCUCCACUAUCACGUCGGCUCCUACGGCUACUGCCAGUGCAGAUGGGAACGGUGAUGCUGCGGCGACCAAGACUUCAACCGGUGGUGUUCCGCGAAUGACUGGGGAUGCGGGAUUGAUCUUUGGGGGCGCGGCGGUUGCGCUGAUGGGGGCUGUUCUGUGAUCAUCUAAUAUGUACUACGUACCUGGUCUCUUGGGGUUCAAUUACGAGAAUCAAUUAUACCGGAUUAGAUGGAAGAUCAUGAGUACGUGCUUGUGGUGCGUUCAUUGACCAGGACCUGGAUAUGUGGUGGAUUCUGACUAUAUGAGGCUAUCUGCGGAACUAGCUAAGGCCACUGAAGUACUAGUGGACCUCAGGACCACCAACUAUCACCUAAGUAUAUUAUGUUGACGAUUUCCAAAGUGACUAGAUACAUGCUAACGAUCACUGGAGCAGCUGGUCUUCGUCUGAUGGCUGCCGGCUUCUGGUUUCCAUUGUUUCAAUCAUAUAGACUAGCAGACGC
Messenger RNA from Aspergillus aculeatinus CBS 121060, 1120 nucleotides. RefSeq lists its product as uncharacterized. Lineage: Eukaryota; Fungi; Ascomycota; Eurotiomycetes; Eurotiales; Aspergillaceae. The coding region runs from base 127 to 780 and encodes 217 amino acids. The record is from RefSeq and is a predicted model, not a curated record. The transcript is spliced from 3 exons.